AUGGGCCGGACCCGUUUUCGUUAGUGGCGUUCGAUGCGGGGCCUACAAAACGACUUUAAACAUUAAUUAAAACACAAACGGAUGUGUUAUUGCAUCUCGAAAAUAGAAUGGAAAAACACAAAUUUAUGGCAAUAAAAUGUGAUACGAUGACAGCCACGCAUACUUUAUUGUUUUUGUUCUGGGUUAUGGUAAAGUGGGGUUUGGAAAAGUUGAAAAAAUAGUGAAGGCAAGGCCAGGGCAAGGUCAGGGCAAGGCCAGGACAAGGCCAGGACAAGGCCAGGACAAGGCCAGGGCAAGGCCAGGGCAAGGCCAGGGCAAGGCCAGGGCAAGGCCAGGGCAAGGCCAGGGCAAGGCCAGGGCAAGGCCAGGGCAAGGCCAGGGCAAGGCCAGGGCAAGGCCAGGGCAAGGCCAGGGCAAGGCCAGGGCAAGGCCAGGGCAAGGCCAGGGCAAGGCCAGGGCAAGGCCAGGGCAAGGCCAGGGCAAGGCCAGGGCAAGGCCAGGGCAAGGCCAGGGCAAGGCCAGGGCAAGGCCAGGGCAAGGCCAGGGCAAGGCCAGGGCAAGGCCAGGGCAAGGCCAGGGCAAGGCCAGGGCAAGGCCAGGGCAAGGCCAGGGCAAGGCCAGGGCAAGGCCAGGGCAAGGCCAGGGCAAGGCCAGGGCAAGGCCAGGGCAAGGCCAGGGCAAGGCCAGGGCGAGGCCAGGGCAAGGCCUGGGCCAGGAAAAGGCCAGGGCCAGGAAAAGGCCAGGGCAAGGCCUGGGCCAGGAAAAGGCCAGGGCCAGGAAAAGCCCAGGGCCAGGAAAAGGCCAGGGCAAGGCCAGGACAAGGCCAGGGCAAGGCCAGAACAAGGCCAAGGCAUGGGCAUGGCCAAGGCAAGGUUACGACAAGAAAAGGCAGGGUAUUUCUUCCUCCCCCCUAUCAUUAAAAUACGUCAUAUUACAAUGA
This is a messenger RNA of Bursaphelenchus okinawaensis, 940 nucleotides long. The record is from the annotation of a GenBank genome assembly. NCBI's taxonomy places the organism in Eukaryota, Metazoa, Nematoda, Chromadorea, Rhabditida, Aphelenchoididae.